Molecule: messenger RNA, 522 nt
Organism: Lathyrus oleraceus (garden pea)
Lineage: Eukaryota; Viridiplantae; Streptophyta; Magnoliopsida; Fabales; Fabaceae
Exons: 1
Coding region: 1-522 (173 amino acids)
Source: RefSeq, a predicted model, not a curated record
AUGAGAUUUAAUGAUAGUACCCCAGAUAGAGUAGAACCAGAAGCUGAUAAUAGGUUGGCACCCAAAUUAAAGGAGACAGUUAAGAAGGAACAAUGGUAUGUACAUGCUUCCCCAUAUAAGUUACUCAUCCCAUACCCUCAGAGACUUGCCAAUUCUAAAAUUGAGGGUCAAUUUAAAAAGUUUAUGGAGCUCUUGAAGCAUAUCCACAUUAUUGUUCCCUUUAUGGAGGCCAUUACACAAAUUCCCUCUUACGCUAAGCUCCUCAAGGAGAUCCUGUCUAAUAAAAGAAAGCUUGACAAUAAUAGUACUGUGGGACUCACUGAAGAGUGUAGUGCCAUAAUACAAAAUAAUAUGCCACCAAAGUUGAAAGAUCCAUGGAGUUUUUCCAUCCCAUGUGUAAUUAGCAAAUAUGUCAUCAACAAAGCUCUUUUUGAUUUAGGAGCUAGCAUGAAUUUGAUGCCUCUCUCGAUCUGUGAGAGGCUGGAUUCACAAGGUUUAAAGCCCACUAAUAUGUCCCUCUAG